Messenger RNA from Mus caroli (Ryukyu mouse), 3396 nucleotides. It is a transcript of the gene Cmpk2, whose product is annotated as cytidine/uridine monophosphate kinase 2. Gene Ontology annotation, biological process: dTDP biosynthetic process; dTTP biosynthetic process; dUDP biosynthetic process. The record is from RefSeq and is a predicted model, not a curated record. Lineage: Eukaryota; Metazoa; Chordata; Mammalia; Rodentia; Muridae. Gene Ontology annotation, cellular component: cytoplasm; mitochondrion. Gene Ontology annotation, molecular function: nucleoside diphosphate kinase activity; dTMP kinase activity.
AAAUAAGUAUCCUAGAGGUCCAAAACUGGGGCCAGGAUCACCUGCCACUACAGAACCAAGCCAGACAAAGCUGAUUCCUCAGGAGAGGCUGGAAUUCUCAAGAGCAGGCGUUGCCAGGGGACCACAUCAGUGUUAGCAACCCGCCAGAGCCCCAGGGCCAGAAUUUCCUAACCGCUGCCGACGGUUAAAGGCGCGUCUGUGGUGGGAGGAGAAGCCCAAGCCCGGGAGUAGCUCGGCCACACUGGAGGUCUCAGCCACAGCUGCCUUCACUUUCGUUUUCCGGGGAUCCUGGGUGUGUGGUCACCGCGGUUUCGUUUCCGAGGCGUGGCGGAGGGCGCGGCCCGGGACACCCAUGGCCCUAAUAAGCCGCCCUCGAGCCCCACUGUGGUUCGGGCGACUGUCGCGGAGGCUGUGCGGGCGACACCAGGCCUGCAUGGGGACCAUGGCUCGGCCGCGGCGCUUCACUGUGGAGCUGCCUGAUUGCUCCCUGACUCACUUCGUCCUGGGGGACGCAACAGACCACAGGGAUGCACGCCUGGCAGAGCUGCUCGGGCCCCCGGGGCGCAGCUACGCGCUGUGUGUGCCCCUGGCUCCUGGCGAAGGCUGCGGGCCCCGGGUGCAGGCGGCCCGGGUGCACCAGCGCCUGCUGCAGCAGCUGCGCCGGGGUCCUUUACAGAGAUGCCAGCUGAGCAAGCUGCUGGGCUAUGGUCCGGGCGAUCAGGCCGGCGAAGCCCAGCAUGGCUUCCUGCUGCGGGACCCUAGCGACCACCCGGACACCCGGCGCGACUUGCUCCAGCUUCUGGGCUCGUGCCAGGAGGCGGCGCGCCCGCAGUUGGCCGAGUUCCAGGCCGACUCCCAGGGUUUGCUGUGGCAGCGUCUGUGGGAGUUGCAGGGAGACAGGCAGGUGCAGGUGGACUGCGCAUGCGUCCUGCCGGCCCUGGAACCUCAUCUGCACCCAUUGCUGCCAGAUCUGCUCAACUCUGCGGUGUUCCAAGACCGGGACGCGGCAAGGGCUGUCUUGGAGGAGUGCACAUCCUUUAUUCCAGAAGCCCGGGCAGUGCUUGACCUGGUUGACCAGUGCCCAAAGGAGAUCCAGAAAGGGAAGUUCCAGGUCAUUGCCAUCGAAGGACUGGAUGCCACUGGAAAGACCACACUGACGCAGUCGGUGUCAGAGUCUCUCAAGGCUGUCCUCCUACAGUCGCCACCCCCCUGUAUCAGCCAGUGGAGGAAGAUCUUUGAUGAUGAACCUACUAUCAUUCGAAGAGCCUUUUAUUCUUUGGGCAAUUAUCUCGUGGCUUCUGAAAUAGCUAAAGAAUCAACCAACUUUCCUGUUAUUGUAGACAGGUACUGGCAUAGCACAGCCACCUAUGCCAUAGCUACUGAGGUGAGUGGAGGCCUACAGUAUCUACCCCCUGCCCACCACCCUGUGUACCAGUGGCCAGGGGACCUGCUGAAGCCUGACUUGGUCCUGCUGCUGACUGUGAAUUCUGAGGAGAGAGUGCGGAGACUGCAGGACCGGGGCCAGGAGAAAACUAAAGAAGAGGCUGAACUUGAGGCCAAUAAUGUGUUUCGUCAGAAGGUGGAAAUGACGUACCAGCGUAUGGAGAACCCAAGCUGCCAUCUGGUGGAUGCCAGCCCCUCGAGAGAGACAGUCCUGCAGAAGGUUUUACAGCUGAUCCAGAGUUCUGGUCGUUAAUUGUAGAUGUUCUGGCCAGGUUCCUCAUUACACCAGAGGAGCUGUGUGAUGCACUGAAACCCAUCACUUGCCAUGUGGCUUCUUAGAUUUAGCGGGUAUGAGCAUAUUUGGUGGAACAAAUUGGAGAGUGAGCAGUUUGCUUUCCUUCUGACUGACCGAGCCAGCUGCGACUGCUGAUUCAUUUCUGCCUGGCCAUGUACCAACUUCUUGGGAUAUAUUUUAACACCCCAACUUUCUGAUCCAGUGGUGAGCCAGCUGCAGGACUUCCUGCAGCUGGAAGCUAAGGAUGUCAGUUUUGGCCCGCACUGAUCAAUUGUGAUGAGCUAGCAUCAUUUGUUUUUAUCCCAAGCCCUAUAACUAAGGAUUAUCACAGAGCUGGCUAUCCGAGGACAUUCCUUUGGAGCUAUUCAUGGGUGGAGACACUUGGAAAGAAGCCAUUGCUCUUACUUCAGAGGAUCAAAGAACACCUUGGACAGUGCCCUGAGUGAGCACCUCAGCAUUGAUAGAUGUGUUCCCCUGAACUGCAAGUGCUGCAAACCCCUCUUGUUCUCUUUUGCGUGUCUGUAUCUGUAUUCCGUUUCUCAGCUCUGCAAUCCUGUUCUAAGUGUAAUGAGCAGGCUGCACUGAUCGGGAUGCGCUGCACACCAAUUUGUUUCUGUUGAUGUUUACAUCAUGCAUUUCCUUAGUGUAGGAACUGUGUGUGAGUCACUCACACAAACCGAGGCCAAGGAGCUAAAUGUAGCGUUUGCUCAAUGUUUUCACUACACAAAUUUAAUUUAUCUUAAUAAGCACCGUGGAUUCUGGAACGAGACUUCGUAGUAAAUUAUCAUGCACUUUGAAUGUCUUCUGAUUGCAUGUGAAGUCAGCUUCGAGGGCUCUUUAGAUAGAGAAUAGAGCUGCGGAGGAGAAGCCUGGUGGCUCUGUAGCCUUGGCUUAGUCAUUUAACGUUGACAAUGUCAGUAGUUUGAUCUGAAAGGGGGAAGUUGGUGGAACUAUAGAAAUAUUUACUUGGGAGGCUGAGAAAGGAGAAUUGAAAGCUCUACGUGUAAGUUCAGAACUAGCCUGGGCAGUGUAGUAAGACCUUGUCUCAAGAUAAAAAACUACAAAGAGGACUAGGGGUGAAACUCCAUAGUAGAACAUGGUAUUAAAUAUUCUAUCCCUGGGUUCAGAAUCUGGGGUACAUUCCCAGUACCAUAAGAAGAAAAAUAUAAACAGAAAAACAAACAACUAAACAAUAAAAGGAAUUAAGUCAGAUUUGGUCACAAGAAGGUGGCUGGACCAGACUAUUAUUUAACAUUCCAGUUCAAAUGUUGAUGCCUCUCUACAUCAUUUUUGAUCCCACAUCCCAUUUCUUAAGAAAAAUCUGUUCCCAAGUAACUAUAUUAAAUUAUAUGAAAGCCUUCUAAGGUUUACCCUAAUCUUAAACUAUAAUAAGAUUUAAUAUUAACAUGUCAAUAUUUUUCACCUUGGGACUAUGUAUAACUUAUAAAUAAUGUGUCCAUGUAUAUAGAUAUAUUCUUUGCUUCUGUUAAACAUAUUUUUAAGCUGAUAAAUAACAUUAAGGCUCUCUGUAAUGUGGCAGCUAAUUCCACAAAGGGUUUUGUUCAAGCCUCUCUGAGAUGAUUGCACCAGAGGCUGAAAAGUCAUAAUGCUUUCUUCAUGAAACCUGACAGUGAAUAAACUUGCUCUGACAUUCCUAA